This is a messenger RNA of Metarhizium acridum CQMa 102, 1194 nucleotides long. RefSeq lists its product as uncharacterized. Gene Ontology annotation, biological process: chitin catabolic process; carbohydrate metabolic process. The record is from RefSeq and is a predicted model, not a curated record. Lineage: Eukaryota; Fungi; Ascomycota; Sordariomycetes; Hypocreales; Clavicipitaceae. Gene Ontology annotation, cellular component: extracellular region. Gene Ontology annotation, molecular function: chitinase activity; chitin binding.
AUGCAAUUCGGACGCGUUCUUCUGACAGCGGUGCUGUGCCACCUCGCUCCUGCGCUCGCCGCGCCCCCCAUCAUCGUAGGGUACUAUCCUACUUGGAAGCACGAGGUUCUUUCCAAGCUCGACUUGUCCAACUAUACCCACGUCAACGUCGCCUUUGCGAUACCCGAUGAAGACGCAAAUCUGGAAUUUGAAGGCGACAAAUUGAUGCCCGAGAUUGUUCCCAAGCUCCAGGGUCAUAAUACCAAGGUCCUUGUUUCUGUCGGCGGAUGGACCGGCUCGGCUUUCUUGUCCAAUAUCACAAAGAAGCCGGAGCUUAGCGCGGCCUUGACGAUGAACAUUAUCGAGCUGAUGAAGAAGCAUAACCUGGAUGGCAUUGACAUUGACUGGGAGUACCCGGGUCAAGCGGGAAGUCCUUGCAACUUCUUCGACAAGGAAAACGACACGAGGAAUUUUCUGGCGUACUUGAAGAGCCUGCGGACCAAGGUUGGAAGAGACAAGCUAAUUACGCUAGCUGUGCGAACGACGCCGUUUGCCGGACCCGGCGGAGAGGACGUGUCCGAGUUUGCCAAGGUGGUCAACUUUGCGAAUUUGAUGCAAUAUGACAUGAAUGGCGCAUGGGGACAAACAACAGGGCCCAAUGCCCCCUUGAACUUUGAACGGGGCAAGGCAACACAGCAGUCGUUUGCGACUGCGAUUGAGGCGUGGACCAAGGCGGGUUGGCCGGCUGGUCAGCUCACAAGCGGCCUCGCGUUUUACGGCCGCUCCUUGACCGCGACGGUGGACAUGUUGGCGGCCAACCCGAUGAGCCAGUACCAGGGCUUUUCAAAGCAAGUCCCAAGGGGGGACAGACUAGAUGCGCCCACGGCCGAAGUGUGCCCUCCGAACUCAGCAACGACGGUAAACGGGACAAGGGCCUUCUCUGGAACUUGGACGUACGCCAAUCUCCGAGAACAAGGCGUGCUGAGCACGCCCACCACGGCGAGCGCCCCCUGGGUGAGGACCUUUGACAAUAUAACAAUGACUCCUUGGCUAUUUAAUCCCGAGGACAAGACGUUCAUCACGUAUGAUGAUCCUGCAAGUCUCAGGGCCAAGGUCAAGUUUGCAAAGUCCAAGGGUCUGGCCGGAGCGAUGGCGUGGGAGAUGACAGGUGAUUUUAAUGGCGAGCUGGUGAGUGCGGUAAGGGCGGCUGCUUGA